UUAAAUCAACCGCUAGAUCCGGAUGAUGAUCGCAAAUAUUGCUAUAUAAAAGCGAUGACCAGUACUCAGUCGCCAGUCUUCUACCGCAAUGCCCUUAUCAAUAGGAUUAUCAAUGUUUGUAUGUUACGCGGAAUGAAAGAGAAAAUGCGAGAUAUUGUUCUUGAAGCCCUCGAAAUAAUGAAGAGGCGGCAGUACAAGCUGUGGCGCAGUGCAAGCGAUGAGGAGAAAAGCGGUAUCGAACUCGAUCCUGUUGUGAUCACCCAGAAAGCAAUCAAAAAUUGCUGCCCAAUAAUGAUUUUACGCCCAUUCGUUCGUGCAAUAAAAACAAUGCGUGAUAUUUGCCGGAAAAAAACCUUCCACGGAGCAACACAUUUCCAGCAUAUUUUAGCCGAGGAACUGUUGGCCGCCUACAGAAAUGAAGGCCUAACUGUACAGGCCAAGCAGGAGCUGCAUAAGCAGUGCGAAGCGAACAGAGCUUACGUUCAUUACAGGAGGCAGUAG
Molecule: messenger RNA, 501 nt
Organism: Gongylonema pulchrum
Lineage: Eukaryota; Metazoa; Nematoda; Chromadorea; Rhabditida; Gongylonematidae
Source: the annotation of a GenBank genome assembly